AGUUGGUGAAAAAGGAAAGAAACCUCUCUCCCUCUCUCUCUCUCUCUCUCUUGCUCCUGCGCUUUCUCUCUCUCAAAAGUUGAAGAAGACAAUAAAAUGAUUGAAGGCUUUAUAAUCUAACAAGAGUCAAUAGUAUUGGGGCACUCAAAUCUCUGGUAUAAAGAUGAAAGCAACUCCUCAAAUAUUAGCAAAUUAAGAGACAUUAGAGAGAGAGAGAGAAAAUGGCUCUUGAAGCACUUUCUUCAACUGAGCUCCUCAACUUCAUCAUGUUUGACACAGCCCCAUUCCAUGACUCCUCCCAAGCCAGCCCCCGCGACUUUCCUCCCCCGCCGCCUCCGCCGGAAGCCUCCACCGCCGCGGCGCAGGGCCGCAAGAAGCGGCGGCGGAGGCCCAAAGUUUGCAAGAACAAAGAGGAAAGCGAAACUCAGAGAAUGACUCACAUUGCCGUCGAAAGAAACCGCCGCAAGCAAAUGAAUGAGCAUCUUGCUGUCUUGCGCUCUCUCAUGCCCGAAUCUUAUGUUCAACGAGGUGACCAAGCCUCAAUUGUUGGUGGUGCAAUAGAAUUUGUGAAAGAGCUGGAGCACAUUCUGCAGUCACUAGAAGCAAAGAAAUUUGCAUUAUUGGAGCAUGGAAAUGUGACAACAAAUGAUGAAAAUGAUCAAAAGCCAAAAAUAGGCAGCCCAUUUGGUCAAUUCUUUGCAUACCCACAAUUCAGCUGCUCGGAAAGCCAACUAGGCAACAAAUACACAUCUCAAAGCAAGGCAGCCAUUGCGGACAUUGAGGUCACCCUAAUCGAGACGCACGCCAACGUCCGAGUCCUGUCGCGCAGGCGCGUCCGCCAGCUGUCCAAGAUGGUCGCGGCCUUCCAAUCCGUCUUCCUCUCAAUCCUCCACCUCAAUGUCACCACACUCGACUCGCUUGUGCUCUACUCGAUCAGCGCUAAGGUGGAAGAGGGUUGCCAACUCAAUUCAGCAGACGACAUAGCCGGGGCAGUUCACCACAUGCUGAGAAUAAUUGAGGAGGAAGCUAUCCUAGGUUGUCACACCUAGGGUUAAUCUAUGGAGUAUAUUUAUAUAGUUCCUCUAUAUAUCAGUAAAAAUUAUUGAACCUUGUCACGUUCAUUGUGUUUAAUUUAGGAUUUAAUUGCAAAAUAAUUCACUCUACUUUUGGUCA
Molecule: messenger RNA, 1173 nt
Organism: Salvia splendens (bonfire salvia)
Lineage: Eukaryota; Viridiplantae; Streptophyta; Magnoliopsida; Lamiales; Lamiaceae
Product: transcription factor bHLH71
Exons: 3
Coding region: 222-1049 (275 amino acids)
Biological process (GO): stomatal complex development; guard cell differentiation; positive regulation of DNA-templated transcription
Cellular component (GO): nucleus
Molecular function (GO): protein dimerization activity; DNA-binding transcription factor activity
Source: RefSeq, a predicted model, not a curated record